Molecule: messenger RNA, 291 nt
Organism: Iphiclides podalirius (scarce swallowtail)
Lineage: Eukaryota; Metazoa; Arthropoda; Insecta; Lepidoptera; Papilionidae
Source: the annotation of a GenBank genome assembly
AUGGACGACGACCGCGGCGCGGCAAAAAGAGGAGCGGAGGCGGCCGCGCGGCGCCGGGCGCGCCACGAUUUCGUCCGCGAUGCGCUGAGGACACAAAAAACGACUUGUUCGUUGAACACCCCCCCCCCCCCCCUCUCCUGGUACAUAACGCGACACAAGUAUCCGACGGCCAAAGGCUCGCGUAGAAACCAUCAGCAACAAAGCUCGCACCCUCGAAACCAACCAAGUUGGAGAAGGAACGUGGUCGUUAAGUGCGCUUGCUUCGCCUCGACCGCCGGAAUUCCCGAGACG